UCAGUCUCUUUGCCAACCAAUUCUUGCCUCCAAUCCCAAUUCUAAAAUCACAUUUUUCUUCUUCUUCUUCUGGGUAUUGUUAGAAGAAACCAAAGCUUGGGUCUUUUCAAGAACCUCUGAAUCUUUUCCUUCCAAGAAGAUAUAGCCAACGAGGGAUGUUUUCGUGCAUUGCAAGUCUAGUUUCGUCGUGCCUGAACUCUGCUCCCGUUAUCAGCGAUGAUGAAUCUUCUUCUUCCACUUCUGCAGACCCUCUUCUGUGGUGUAGAGACCUUGAGAGGCAUUCUUGUGGCGAAGUCUCCUUUGCUGUGGUUCAAGCCAAUGAUAUAAUUGAGGAUCAUAGCCAGGUUGAGAUUGGCACUGGUGCCCUCUUUGUUGGGGUUUAUGAUGGCCAUGGUGGUUCUGAAGCCUCCAGCUUCAUCAAAGAACACCUCUUCCAUCACCUAAUGAGUGAGUCUUUUGAGUUUCUUUGGAUGUUUCUGGUUUCUAAAACUGAGUGGAAUUCAGUUUGCUUUCUUGAUGCUUUUCUUUUGGCUUUUUCUUCCAUCUGCUACUUUUCUUUUGAAUCUUUGAAUUUUUUUUUUUUUUUUUUUUUUACUCUGCAUAUCGCGAAUGUUGGUGACUCUCGUGCCGUAAUUGCUUCCACAGGUAGAUGUAACAAGAUAAAAGCUGAGCAGUUGUCUAUAGAGCACAAUGCUAGUAGGCAAGAUAUUAGAGAAGAACUCAGGGCUUUGCAUCCGCAAGAUCCACACAUUGUAGUUGUCAACCGUGGAUCAUGGCGCGUUAAAGGCAUCAUCCAGGUAUCCAGAUCCAUAGGAGAUGCAUAUUUGAAGAAUCCGCAAUCCUAUAUGGAUUCAUCAUCCCCACCGUUCCCCUUGACUGAAUCUCUUACCCAACCGGUGCUAACAGCAGAACCAUCCCUAUCUUCAAGAGUUUUGCAACCCCGUGACAAAUUCCUUAUAUUUGCAUCUGAUGGACUUUGGGAACACCUGACAAAUCAGCAAGCAGUCGAGAUUGUUCAUAGGAAUCCACGAAAUGGAAUUGCAAGAAAACUUGUUAAGGCUGCUCUAAAGGUGGCAGCUCAUAAAAGGAAUGUGGAAUAUAAGGAGCUUCUGAAGAUUGAGAAAGGGAUCAGACGGCCUUAUCAUGAUGAUAUCACUGUGAUUGUUGUCUUCAUAGAUCAUGAUUUGCUUGAGCAUAUAGUUAAUGAACCAGAGUUUCAUUGGCUACACUGA
This is a messenger RNA of Cajanus cajan (pigeon pea), 1232 nucleotides long. NCBI's taxonomy places the organism in Eukaryota, Viridiplantae, Streptophyta, Magnoliopsida, Fabales, Fabaceae. The record is from RefSeq and is a predicted model, not a curated record.